Messenger RNA from Striga asiatica, 585 nucleotides. Lineage: Eukaryota; Viridiplantae; Streptophyta; Magnoliopsida; Lamiales; Orobanchaceae. The record is from the annotation of a GenBank genome assembly.
AUGAAGCGGCCAUCGCACUACUGGCCGACGGGGAGCGGAAGUAAGUCAGGCGGUUGGGCGGCAGGGCUUGGCCAAAAUUUGCUGAAAGGCCACCGGUGUUGGAGGAGGCAGUUGGGUGGAAAGUGUGAUUUGGAGGAGUGUGAGGGCCUGAAGUCUAAUAAGCUGAAACUCCAUGGGUCUCGAGCUCUGUUUUGGAUAUUUGGUUCAAUUAAAAUGAAAUUCGCUCAUCGCGGACCUGCUGGUCUGGUCGUCGGGAAAUCUGGUGGUUGGCGGUACCCUGUUUCGGUUUGCUCGGCGUUCGCCUGCUCCUGGAAGACGUUCGCUGCUCCUUGCCGGAAAUGGUUGCUCUCUAUCCGUCCGGGAUCACCUGUUCGGCGGCUGCGGCUGCGCGUGGAACUCGCGGCGGCGACGAUGGAUGGUGAACGGACACCGGCAAGACUUCUCGUGGACAGAGGUUCAACGACUGCUUCUCUCGACGGUGCUGGCUUCAAUGCGACCGGACGAUGGUCGGAGGAGACGACGGCGGGGGAUAGGUUGCCAAUGGUCGGUCGGUCGGGGAAGAGGAAAAUGGCGACAUGGCGUUAA